AUUCUGCAUUCUAUUCUGUUCUAUUUCUAUUCUAUUCUAUCCUAUCGCCUGCCCUAUCCUAUCCUAUCCUCCAAUAUCUCUUCUCAUGUUGACGUGCCACCUCUCCUUUCCAAGCCAGCGCGGGCACAGACCUUCCCCAACCCGUCGCCCACCCAGGGCUAUAUUCCCCUGCCGGCUCAGGAUGAUGGGCUCCCUGCCCGUCAACCGCAGCAACAGCAUCAGCAGCCGCGCUAGCUGGGCCUCGCUCCUUCCCCCGGAGGCGGCGCCUGCCGCGGGGGUAGAAAAGCGCCGGGCGGCGGCGGAGGGCAAAGGGGCAGCGGCGGCGGCCAUGGACCCGGAGGCGCCGCGGGAGCUGCGGGCGCUGCUGGCGCGGGCGGGCGGGCGGCAGCCGCUGCUGCUGGCGGGCGAGGCGCGGCCGGCCGAGCUGGAGACCUUCGCCCGCGACCUCUUGGCCGAGGCGCCGCCGCCGCCGGAGCCCCCGGAGAGCCCAGAAGCGCCGGGCUGGCAGCAGCGGCGGGCGCGGGUGCGCGGCGGCGGCGACGGGCUGCCUUCCUGGCGGGGCUGCGCGCUGCUCCUGGCGCUUUUCCGCGCCGCCUCGCUGGAGCCGCCGCGCUGGGCUCGGGAGAGGCGCCGCCUGCGCGAGAUCCUCCGCGACCUGCGCGCCCAGCUGCCCUCCGCGCCGCCGCCGGCCGUGGUCGGCGUGGUGCUGCUGCUGCCGCCGGCGGCGGAGGAGGCGGCCGAGGGUGUGUCGGAGGAGGAGGAGGAGGCGGCGCGGCUGCAGCUGGAGGCGCUGCUGCGGAGGGUCUUCCGCGAGGGGCGGCGGCGCUUGCAGCCCGCCGGGCUGCCGGACACGCUGCAGGCGGUCACCUACCGGCCGGGGGACGCCCAGGCGGCCCGGGAAGCCGCUUGCCGGGCGCUGCGAGCCGCCCUGAAGCUGCGGGCAGAUGGGUCUGAAUCCCCGAGGCCGAAGCUGCCUGCCGCCUUCUCGUGGUGCCUUCCGUGGGGCCGAAGGAACGAGGAUUUACACACCUGUGCAAAGUUACACGAAGAUGCCCUACAAGACUUAGAAGGAGCCAUAGCGUUAACCAACAUUGCACCGAACGGGAAAUGUGAAGAGGCUUCAGAGGGGCUGGGUGCUUAACAGCCCGUAGUUUGUUGUCUCUCUGAUGGAUUCCACGUUCUUCUUAUCCUAUCCUUCCGGAAGUAAAAAAAAAAAAAUCCAAACUUGGGACAUCCUCACAAGCUCCAUGAAGGAAGCAGCUAGAAGCUUGUCUGCUUUUUUUUAAAUGAUAGUUUAUUCCAGAGCCAUUUUUGCAGAAAAGAUGCUGGUUUGUCUCUUGUCACAUACCGUACUUUGGGAAACCAAAGAAAGGUUGCUUUCUAGUCUGAAUCACCGUCAAGAGGCACAAUUCUCUUCAUAAAAGCCACUAGACCUCUUGAGGCUCACAGUUUGAAGAAGCAUUGUGUUUCUCCAAAGGUUGCAGGGCUUUUUCUGAAGGUCACAACAGAAACAUCAGGGCAAUCCUCAUUCUUCCCGUUUAUUGAACUUGUCUCCUUCAUUCUGGAAUCCCGUCUGCAGGAUUAGAAGUCUUGGAGCUCGGAAGGAAAACAGGAACGGUUGCUGGUGUUUUGAGGGGGAAAAAAUCCACUUUAUUCUGUUCCUGAAUAUGACUUCUUGUGGUAAAGAAAUUCUACUACGUUGUUCAUGAAGAUACACAUGUGCAGUUACUCGCUCUUGUGGGUACUCUGUCCCUGGCUGUGUUUUGGAAACUUACUCAGCGCUGGCCACUUUCUCAACCCUGGCCAUUUUUGAAAUGGGUGUUUUUCAACCCUGGCUACUUUCAAAUGGCUGAACUUCCCCAAGCUGGCUGGGGAAUUCUGGGAAUUGAAGUUCAGCCAUUUGAAAGUAGCCAGGGUUUGGUUUACGGUUGAUCAAUACUGCAACAUAUAUUUUUUUCAUCAAAAUAAACACUUAGGCAUUUCACGAA
Messenger RNA from Crotalus tigris (Tiger rattlesnake), 1988 nucleotides. It is a transcript of the gene CUNH2orf72, whose product is annotated as chromosome unknown C2orf72 homolog. The transcript has 3 exons. The record is from RefSeq and is a predicted model, not a curated record. Lineage: Eukaryota; Metazoa; Chordata; Lepidosauria; Squamata; Viperidae. Bases 86 to 1141 code for a protein of 351 amino acids.